Molecule: messenger RNA, 372 nt
Organism: Hansenula anomala
Lineage: Eukaryota; Fungi; Ascomycota; Saccharomycetes; Phaffomycetales; Wickerhamomycetaceae
Gene: REV7
Product: Rev7p
Exons: 2
Coding region: 1-372 (123 amino acids)
Cellular component (GO): zeta DNA polymerase complex
Source: RefSeq, a predicted model, not a curated record
AUGACAAAAAUAAUACCCAAAAAGAAACCAGAUGGCUCAUUAUCAUUAACACCAAAUAACUUGUACUUUACAUUCCAACAAUUCCUAGUGACAUGGAUAAAUAUCAUCACAAAAGAGAGAUCUAUAUACCCAGAAGAAUCUUAUGAGUUUAGGAAUUCAUUCAAUUUACAAUGUCCUUAUAAUCGACAUCCAGAUGUCACCAAAUGGAACGAUGACUUGAUUAGUGAUAUAAUGGAUGACUUAUGCUUUAAAAAAAUCAAAUUGAUAUCGUUAAUCAUAUUUGAUAAAGAAACUGAAGAGACAAUUGAAAGGUAUAGUUUGAAUAUGUUUGAGUUUUUACAUACUCCCAAAGAUUACUAUGAUAAGCAGUAA